Tinamus guttatus (white-throated tinamou) is the source of this 2284-nucleotide messenger RNA. It is a transcript of the gene SKIL, whose product is annotated as SKI like proto-oncogene. NCBI's taxonomy places the organism in Eukaryota, Metazoa, Chordata, Aves, Tinamiformes, Tinamidae. Gene Ontology annotation, molecular function: SMAD binding; DNA-binding transcription factor activity, RNA polymerase II-specific; RNA polymerase II cis-regulatory region sequence-specific DNA binding. Gene Ontology annotation, cellular component: transcription regulator complex; nucleus; cytoplasm. The record is from RefSeq and is a predicted model, not a curated record. Gene Ontology annotation, biological process: negative regulation of transforming growth factor beta receptor signaling pathway; negative regulation of transcription by RNA polymerase II; negative regulation of BMP signaling pathway.
UGGUUUAUGUGAGGCAAUCAGAUCAGGUAAAAUUGAUUUUUGUAUUCGCAAGCAGGAAAAUGCACACUCAAGAUUUGCUUGAUUAAAAGCUCUGGUGUUUAGCAAUGGAAAGCCCACAAACAAACUUCCAUCUAGGUCUAGGCUCAGACCAAAAAAGGACUGGGAUCCAAGAGGAUGGGAGCCCUCCAAUAAAAAAAGUAAUGACGGAAAUGCAUGUAAAUAGCAAAGUAAGAGUUGUAAUAAAUAAAUUGCCAACGAUAAAGAAGGAAAACUUGGAUGAAUAUGAUGGAACUUCUGUGGAGGCUGAUGGGGAAAUCGCCAAGCCAAAUAAUACUGCGAUAUCCGAGCCUUUGAAUUUAAAUCCAGGUUUGAAGCACACGCUGGCACAGUUCCACUUAAGCAGCCAGAGUUCGCUGGGUGGACCGGCAGCUUUUUCAGCUCGUUAUUCCCAGGAAAGUAUGUCACCCACUGUCUUCCUGCCUCUCCCAUCACCACAAAUACUUUCUGGUCCGCUGCUCAUUCCCCCUGACAGCUCCACUGAACUCACUCAGACUCUAUUGGAGGGGGAAUCUAUUUCUUGUUUUAAGGUUGGAGGAGAAAAGAGACUCUGCCUGCCUCAAGUUUUGAAUUCAGUGCUGCGAGACUUCUCACUGCAGCAGAUUAAUACCGUGUGUGACGAGCUGUAUAUUUACUGCUCGAGGUGCACGUCCGACCAGCUUCACAUCCUGAAGGUCUUGGGAAUCCUUCCGUUCAACGCUCCGUCCUGCGGGCUGAUCACGCUGACCGAUGCUCAGAGGCUCUGCAACGCCUUGCUGCGUCCACGCACUUUUCCUCCAAACGGCAGCUUUCUGCCCGCUAAGAACACGCUGGCCCAGCUGAAGGAGUCUGGCAGUGCCUUUGAAGUAGAGCACGAGUGUUUGGGCAAGUGCCAGGGGCUGUUUGCACCUCAGUUCUACCUGCAGCCGGAUGAUCCGUGUAUCCAGUGCUUGGAGUGCUACGGCAUGUUUUCACCGCAGACGUUCGUGAUGCAUUCGCAUAGAUCCCCCGAUAAAAGGACCUGCCACUGGGGUUUUGAGUCGGCCAAGUGGCACUGCUACCUUCACAUUAACCAGAAAUACUUGGGAACGUCGGAGGAGAGGGAGCUGAAGCAUCUCUUGGAGGAAAUGAAGGAGAAAUUUAGUGAGAAAAAUCAGAAGAGGACUCGGUCCAAACUGGAUUCACAACAAAAUCUAGAGCUGUCGCAGUGGUAUCCAGUAAUAAAGCAAGAAGCAGAAACUGCUACUCAACCACCCUCCUUUGUCCAUCCCAGUUACUACUUUUAUAUGUGUGAUAAAGUGGUUGCCCCGAAUGUGUCUCUUGCAUCACAAUAUAAAGAAGUUGCAAAACCAGCAGUUAGAGCAGAAGUAAUUAAAUCCUCAUCUGGACAGCCUGAGAAACAGCUCAGUAGUGGAAAACACAAAAGAGCUGCUUCCUAUCCCGAGCUUUCCCUUGAAGAACAGGAAAAGGUUGACUUGAAAACUGGCAUGGAGCAGCAUAAACGUUUAGAUCCACCUAUAUCCACUAAUUCUGCAAGAGAAAGCAAAUCCGAACGUAUUUCUUCCAAAAGUACUAGGCACUCAAGCCGUGGUGAAGUCCGUAAUCGUGUACGAACCUUGUCUCCAACUCUCAUGAAGGACAUCAGUUGUGAAGAUGACAAGGGAAAAAUCAUGGAAGAAGUAAUGAAAACCUACAUUAAACAGCAAGAAAAAUUAAAUACCAUUUUGCAGAGGAAACAACAGCUUCAAAUGGAGGUUGAGAUGUUAAAUAACUCUAGAACGAUGAAGGAGCUGACUGAAGAGCAGCAGAAUUUACAAAAAGAACUUGAAUGUUUGCAGACUGAGCAUGCUCAAAGAAUGGAAGAAUUUUAUUUUGAGCAGAGAGACCUGGAGAAGAAACUGGACCAAGUGAUGAAACAAAAGUGUGCCUGUGACUCCAAUUUAGAAAAAGACAAAGAAGCUGAAUAUGCAGCACAGCUAGCAGAAUUGAGACAGAGGUUGGAUCAUGCAGAGGCAGAUAGACAAGAGCUUCAAGAUGAACUGAGACAAGAACGAGAGGCAAGAGAAAAGCUAGAGAUGAUGAUAAAGGAGUUGAAGCUUCAGAUCUUGAAAUCUUCAAAAAAUGGAAAAGGAAAAUAGAAGAUGGAAGAGGGAAACGUGACUCUGUCCUUCAAACAGGGUGUUUUGUGUUUUAAUGAAUUGUGAGCAAUUUCUCUUCGUUAAGAAAAAGUGUUCUUUACAGAUUUAUA